Molecule: messenger RNA, 1329 nt
Organism: Peniophora sp. CBMAI 1063
Lineage: Eukaryota; Fungi; Basidiomycota; Agaricomycetes; Russulales; Peniophoraceae
Source: the annotation of a GenBank genome assembly
AUGGAUUCCGAGACAUACCAGGGUUAUCCUCACUAUGCGCCUGCAGACUAUGGGUUAUAUCACUCGUCUCAGUCACCCUCUACUGGCGGUGUCUAUACGGCGGACCAAUCACAAUGCCUUGUAACCGGCGGUCGACUGUCUCACAGCCAGCUCACCGGUCCUGUAUACCACCAUCAUCCCCAGGAUGGCGCUUACUCCCACCACCACGACCACCCAUAUACGACUCAGAGCCUGUAUCAUGGUGUAGAUCCUGUCUACGCCCAUCCUCCCGUCGACACACGACCGUUCGCUGAUAGAUAUGCGCUUACGACUGGGACCCCGGCAUAUCCUUCAAGUGCAAUACGUACGACAAAUGUGCCCCUGCACUCGCCCCAUCCUGUCUCCGCAGCUUCCGCUCCUCUACUCGAUGCUUUGUACGCCCCAUCUCCUGCUUCAUCUUACUUGCCGAGCGAACACCACCUUUCCAUGGCCGACUUCGAGGGUUCUCGCCGUAUGAGCGUCCCCGAUCUACACAGCCAGCACUAUCAGACCGACUUCGUGCACACUCCCCAGCCCCAUCCUGAUGGAUCACGUCGCAUGAGUGUCCCCAAUCUGCACUAUCAAUCUAGUACUGGAACCGCAUGCAGGCCGACGACCUCGAGAAUGGCUACCUCUCACUUACCGAUAUCCGUUACCGCCGAACCGCCGCCCGUAUUCCAGUCCCCGGAUUACGGCGCGCCAUCCGCACCCUCGUUAUCGUAUCCGAAAGCCCAGCUGGCGCCGCAGGGCUCGGGUGCUGACCUCAUGGAAUACUACGCAAACCUUCAUCGUGAACCGUUCCAGACGCCGUGCCAAUUGCUCGAUACACUUCUCAGGAGUGGCUCGUCGGGAACUGGAAACCCGCAGCUCGAUCCCCUUCCCAUGGAGCAGUCGCGAGAGGAUAAGGAGAAGAAGCAGACGGAAACGUCUCGUCAAGCUCGCUUGCGUUAUGUGUCCGAGUCUGUUGGGUUCCAGACAACAGACCCGGACACCAUGUCCUGUCAUGAGAAGAAGCGCAACUACAUUGAGAGCCUUGAGAACUACGUCGGCUGGCUGCGCUCCAAGUGUGAGCUCGACGGGGUCGAGGCGGGGGAGAUUCGGCGACUGUCUGGCCAGCGCCUUUCAGAAUACAAAGGCUUGAAUACGCGCAGCGUUAGGACGAUGAUUGUGCACAUGCAGAUGAUGCUCCGUGCAGACCACUUCGACACCCUGCGGGAAGAAGGUGAUUUCCUUCAUCUGCGUGAACGUGUAAUGGCGCAGGAAGAGGAAAGGGCGUACGCUGGCUCCGCUCAGAUGAGGCGCGGUCUCUGA